UGCGCUUCGGCCCGGGAGGCGGAGCGGGAAGGCCGGAGAAACUAGUUUGUUGGCGGCGCUUCAGCCGUCUCGCAGCCGGAGUGAGCUCGGCGCUGGGGCGAGUCGGGGAAGAUUGGCUCACGAUGUCCGUCAGCGUCCACGAGACCCGCAAGUCGCGGAGCAGCACAGGCUCCAUGAACAUCACGCUCUUCCACAAGGCCUCCCACCCCGACUGUGUGCUGGCCCACCUCAACACGCUGCGGAAGCACCGCAUGUUCACCGACGUCACACUCUGGGCCGGUGACCGUGCCUUCCCCUGUCACCGCGCCGUGCUCGCCGCCUCUAGCCGCUACUUCGAGGCCAUGUUCAGCCACGGCCUCCGGGAGAGCCGGGACGACACGGUCAACUUCCAGGACAACCUGCACCCUGAGGUGCUGGAGCUGCUGCUGGACUUUGCCUACUCCUCCCGGAUCGCCAUCAACGAGGAGAACGCCGAGUCGCUGCUGGAGGCGGGUGACAUGCUGCAGUUCCACGACGUGCGGGACGCCGCCGCCGAGUUCCUCGAGAAGAACCUGCUGCCCUCCAACUGCCUGGGCAUGAUGCUACUGUCGGAUGCCCACCAGUGCCGCCGGCUGUAUGAGUUCUCCUGGCGCAUGUGCCUGGUGCACUUUGAGACGGUGCGGCAGAGCGAGGACUUCAACAGCCUAUCCAAGGACACCCUGCUGGAUCUCACAUCGAGCGAUGAGCUGGAGACAGAGGACGAGCGAGUGGUCUUCGAGGCCGUCCUGCAGUGGGUGAGGCACGACCUGGAGCAGCGGAAGGCGCACCUGCCCGAGCUGCUGCGGAGCGUGCGGCUGGCUCUGCUGCCAUCCGACUGCCUCAAGGAGGCCCUCUUGGGUGAGGACCGCAUCCUGGCGGACGAGCGCACCAAGCUCAUCCUGGACGAGGCUCUGUGCUGCAAGACCAAGAUCCUGCAGAACGACGGGGUGGUCACCAGCCCCUGUGCCCGGCCACGCAAGGCAGGCCACACGCUGCUCAUCCUGGGAGGCCAGACCUUCAUGUGUGACAAGAUCUACCAGGUGGACCACAAGGCCAAGGAGAUCAUCCCCAAGGCAGACCUACCCAGCCCGCGGAAGGAGUUCAGCGCCUCAGCCAUUGGCUGUAAGGUCUACGUGACGGGGGGUCGGGGCUCCGAGAACGGCGUCUCCAAGGACGUGUGGGUGUACGACACGGUCCACGAGGAGUGGUCCAAGGCAGCACCCAUGCUCAUCGCCCGCUUCGGCCAUGGCUCAGCCGAACUGGAGAACUGCCUCUACGUGGUCGGCGGCCACACGUCCCUGGCCGGCGUCUUCCCAGCCUCCCCGUCCGUGUCCCUGAAGCAGGUAGAGAAGUAUGACCCUGCAGCCAACAAGUGGACAAUGGUGGCCCCGCUGCGGGAUGGCGUCAGCAACGCUGCAGUGGUGAGCGCCAAGCUAAAGCUCUUUGUGUUCGGAGGCACCAGCAUUCACCGGGACAUGGUGUCCAAAGUGCAGUGCUACGACCCCGCCGAGAACCGGUGGAACAUCAAGGCCGAAUGCCCCCAGCCCUGGCGCUACACAGCCGCGGCCGUCCUGGGCAGCCAGAUCUUCAUCAUGGGGGGCGACACGGAGUUCACGGCCGCCUCAGCCUACCGCUUCGACUGCGAGACCACUCAGUGGACACGCAUCGGGGACAUGACCGCCAAGCGCAUGUCCUGCCACGCCCUGGCCUCAGGCAACAAGCUCUAUGUGGUAGGGGGCUACUUUGGGACCCAGCGGUGUAAGACCCUGGACUGCUACGACCCCACCUCGGACACGUGGAACUGCAUCACCACUGUGCCCUACUCACUCAUCCCCACGGCCUUUGUCAGCACCUGGAAGCACCUGCCCGCCUGAGGAGCACCUGCGGAGUCAGCCAGGCUCCACGAGUUUCUCCUCGGCCCUCGCUGUCAUGGAGUGGCCUUGACCCUGUCUGCGGAACAGGAAGCUCAGACCAGCCCUGGGCAGCGCUCCUAGCGGCCGGAGCUGCCCACCAGUUUGGGGAGCAGUAGCUUUGGGGCUGUCCUGAGCUUUAGACAGGAGAGGAGCAGACUCCACCUCCUUUGUGCCCACCCAAGGCCUCUUCAGGUUUGCAGUGGUUUGCGGGGGAAGAGGACCUCUGGAGGGAGCGUGGGCUGACCCUAGGACUUCUGUUUGGAGAAGAAAGUUCCUGCAGAGCUUUGGGUUCCUCUCUUUCAGCACAUCCUGGCCUGGGGCCUGGUGGGCAGUGUUCAAGGACCCCAGGUGCAAAGACUAGCCCUGGGGGGGGGUGCUGGUGGGGCUAGGCAGCCCUGGCUGGGCUGCAGGCCGUGCAACAUUGAGGGCACAGCCUUGGAUUCCAGGGCUGCCCUGUCACGGGCUAUGAUGUCACCCACACAGGGUGCCCCAGGCCUCAGCAAACAGGGUUCACCAGGAGUGAGAGCAGAAAGUUGCUGAGGAAAAAAAAUCAAGGCAGGAUUUUAUAAGAGGCAGAACCCUCCGUGAAAACCCAAGGCUUGAUUAGAAAAUGUCACCAGACUCCCUAAGGUUAAAGGGGACAUUUUUUGGCCUGCCCUUCCCCUCCCCCCCACCCAAGACCUCUAAGUCCCAACCCAUUCCCAGAGACUAGCCUUCCCUCGGCAACCCUGCCACCACCCAGUCCCACUAGCCACGCUGCCGCCUGGUGCGAUAAAAAACGCCCCCGACAUCCAACCACAUGCAGGGAGCCCGAGCCCCACAGCCGGACUCACGGCUCUGGGAUGGCUGGAAGCCAGCACAGGCGGUAACAUCCUUGGGGGCCAUCCCAUUGACUCCCCUCCUCAGAGCCCACCAUAAAGGGCAGCAGUGAUGACCACAUCUCCUACCAGCCCAACACCUGCCACCAGCCUUGGGGCUCCUUCAGAAGAGCAUACCUGGCCUCCAAGACCAGGAGCAGGUGAUAGCUGGGGAGAGCAGGGCACCUGCAGCAGGCCCUGCCUGCCGGGGCCGGAUUCAUCUUGGCAUCAGGGACAGCCACAGACCCACGACCUUUGCGUCCAGCAAGCACUGAUCUGGCCCCUUUUGCUCCCUGGAUCAGAAAAGUAAGGUUGGUCGCAAGAGGCUUGCCAAACCUUUGUUCGUUUUUUCACCUCCUGGGUCCUUGGGGUCCCUCACCAGCAUAUCACCAACAGCUGGGCUUCCCAGGGAGCUCAGCUCCUGCCAGGGGCUGCCUUAACACCUACUGUCAGAGUUUGCGGCUCAUCCCAGUGUACCAUUUAGGGAGAAGGGGGCUUGACAAGCUCUUGGUGCCAGAACCUGUGUACUCUCCAAGCUGCUGCUGUUAGAGUAAUGCUGUGGGGGUGCUUAAGGAUCAGUGGCUCCAAAGUGCACUACCCGGUUUAAUGACUUGCUGGGGGAGAGGGAGGGAGGGACAGGGAUGUAACAAGCCCAUUACUUCCAGAAUUUGUUCCCCCUCCUUACAAUGCCUUACUUUUGUGCAGGGGCCAGGCCUGUAGGCUUCUGGGGAUCUGGGGUGGGGAGUGGGCGUCUUAGCUGGGCUGGUCCCCAGUGUGCACCUGGCCACAUGUGGGCAGAGCCAAAAGCAAUUUGGCCUCCAGGCUCUCCAAUCCCUGCGGACUGUCCAUGUCGGAGGCUGGCUUCCCCUGCCCUCAGCUUGAUCCCAGCCCACCCCAAAGCCAGUUGGCCCCUGUCCUGGGAAACUGCCUUACCCAGAAGCCCCAUGAGCCACGGUGCCAGGAUGGCUGCCCUGACAAACCCUGGGCAAUGCCCUGUGGGUCCAGAGCACUCCCUGGCCUUCAGGAGGGAUCUGGGUGCCCAUGUCCCCGUUGGAACUGCAUAGUAGACAUAAACACACUUCACACAAAGGGCCUCGUGGUGAUGCUUUCCCUGAAAGUUGUGUUGCUUUGUUCAGUUUUCUAAUAAAAGAGUUGAGAAAAUUAUUUGCUUCCUUUGGGUGCUUGGACCAGUCUUGGGGAGGUGAGGCACGGGCAGAUUUAGGUUUCUUCUCCGCUAGCCCUGUUUGAAGUCUGCAUCAGCCCCUCCCCCACCCCGCAGGCCACCCAAAUGAGAACAAAUUUCCCUUGCUUUCUGGAAUUAUUUGAAUUAGCCUCAGAAGUCCUUGAGUUGGGGGCGUGUAGAAUCCUACACUGUCUGCCUCUCCUGACAGUAAUUUUUCCCUGAAAAACCCUUGAGCUCUGGAUUCCAAGUUGAAAAUGUAAUUCCAUCCAUUCCAAUGGGCAAGACAUUUAUGCUUUGAGAGCCUCCAGUUGACACUCAUUUGUGUGAAAGUAGCUCAAAGGCCAUUAAGGUGGACAUAAUUACUUCUGUAAUUAAUAUCAGCUAUCAUACCAUGACCAUACAAACUGUUUUCCUUUCAUUAGUUGCUCGAUAAUGCUCAUGUCUUCCUGCAUCUUCAAGCUUUUUUUGUAGCUAUUGAUGAACUGUAAAUGCAACUACUGUAUUUUUACAGAAAUAACACGAUAAUUUUUUUUUUUUUUUUUUGCCAACCUCACCCUCCCCUGCGAGGUAACUUCAUAAGUGUACAAGCUAAUCUUUGCAUGCCCACAGGUAAAGUGGGCAGAUGUGCAUUGCUUGAGUGGUCUCAUCUUUAGAGCAUCCCCGCCCUCCGACAGCAGGGGGCCCAAGGAGGUCACUAGGGCAGUGCCAGUGUUGGGUGCUAAGGUUGUCAACCCAGAAGACUCAUCUGUGCUCCAAACCUCAGUGGAGACUGCAGGGCAACUGCCCUUAGUGGUCCUCAGCUGUGCGGGCCCACAGACUCCAAGCUGGGCUUUGCUAAGUGUGAGGGGAUGCGCAAUUGCUGAGGUAAGGGUUGUUGUUAGUGGCCGAGGAGUCGAUUCUGAUUCAUGGCCACCCCAGAGGUGCAGAGUAGAACCGCCCUGUAGGGUUUUCAGGGCCAUGAUCUUUCAGUAGCAGAUCAAAGGCCUGUCUUCUGAGGCGCCUCUGGGUGGGUUUGAACCACCAACCUUUCGGCUAGCAUUUGAGCACUUAACCAUUUGCGCCACCCAGGGACUCCUCAAGGAAGGGUAGUACAUCAAAUCUCUCAUAAAAUUUAAUUCUUACCUGAAUGAGUGGGUGGAUCUCAAAAGUAUGGUGCAAGUUAACACAAAGGUGGAGAUGCCCUCUUAACCCUCCCCGCUGGCCUCCUCCCACUAAGAACAAGCCUGAGCUCUGGAUACUUGGCAUCAGAAGCUGGGGGGUUGGCCUCCAGUUCCCUGGGAAAACAGCCAAAAUAGUGAGGCAGAGCUGUCUUUCAUGUAAGUGUAAGCAGUCCAAGGCACAUGAAGGGGCUCUGCAGUGUUGGGGCCCAGGCUCCUUCUAUCUUGUUGCUCUGCCGUCUUCCAUGCAAGGCUUCUGUCUCUUGGUUUUACGUGGCUGCCCCAGCCCCUGCCAUUCCAUCUACAUUUCUGCCAGUGGGAAGGGGAGAAGAAGUGACAGGUAAGCCCCUUUAAGGGCAUGACCCGGAAGUUGCAGGCAUAAGACUUCUCCACAGCACCCCCAUGGGUGAGAACUUAGUCAUAUUCACACCUAACUGCAAGGGAGCCUGGGAAGUAUCCAGCUAAAGCUUGGGCUCUAUUUCUAACUAAUGAAGGAGAGAGUAACCCCAUCUGGUCUGGGGUUACAAAAGAACUGACUGGGUGGUCCCAGUGCUCUUGUGUAUGUAUGAGCUUGGAUAAAUCAUUUAGCUUCUCCGAACCUGCAUUCCCCCAGUGUAUGGGUUAUGGUGGCAGGGCUAACAGAAGGAAUUGAGAUAAAAUUUCAUGAAGCCCUAAAACCAUGCCUGGCACCUAGAGAGCCCUUGAUGCGGCGAGAAUGGUCACCAUUAGUGAAAUGGUGGAACUGGGAUUUGAAACCAACUGUUAUACAUUGAAUUGUGUCUCCCAGUAGUAUGUGUUGUAAAUCCUAAACCCCUAUACCUGUGGAUGUAAUCUCAUUUGGGAAUAGGACUUCCUUUGCUAUGCUAAGGAGACCGUAUCAGUGUAGGGCAUGUCUUAAACCAACCACCUCUGAGAUACAAAGAGCAGAUUAAGCACAGAGAAGGAAGCAUAGACAGAGGGGAAGAUACAGGCCAUGUGAUCGCCAAGGAACCCAAGCUGAAAUGAAACAAGGACCUCCGCCCAGAGCCCACAGAGAGAGAAAGCCUUCCCUAGAGCUAGUGCCCUGAAUUUAUUCAGACUUCUAGCCUCUUAAACUGUGAGAAAAUAAAUUUCUGUUAAAGCCUGUACUACAUUGUAGGGGAUGCCCCCAGUCCCUCCCUGCCCAGCAGGCCUAAUUCCAUGUUUCUUGGCUUCCCAGGGGUCAAACUGAGUCUGGGAUGGGGCUUUGGGGAGGGCAUCAGUGAUGGGGACAGUUCCCAGGAUGACCAACUGGCUUUCAUGGGUUGUGGGGCCUGAUUCAGAGUCUCUAGGUGGUGCAGAUGGUUAACAUGCUCAGUUGCCUACCAAAAGGUUGCAGGUUCAAGUUGACUCAGAGGUGCCUUGGAAGAAAGGCAUGGCAGGCCUGGUGAUCUACUUCUGAAAAAAUCAGUCGCUGAAAACCCUGUGGAGCACAGUUCUACUCUGACAUGGGGUCACCAUGAGUCAAAGUCAUCUCAGCAGCAGCUGGGGCCUGGUUCAAGAAAGAGGAUGGAGCACCUCCAAGGCUGCAGGACCCUGUGAGCCUGCCCAGCAGCAGCCGGGCGGUUCAGAAAGGAGGAUGGAACACCUCCAAGGCUGCAGGACCCUGUGAGCCUGCCCACGGAGGCCGUGUCCCCGGGCGGGGCAGGGAGCCAGCUGCAGACUGCCCGCUGCUCCUCAGCCAAGGUUUCCUGGCAUUCAGAGGGCCCCUCUUUGGUCUGGCACUGGCUGGAGAGGACUAGCCCAGACCCAUCGACCAUCCCUCGCUCAACACCCAAAGCUGUAAAUCAAAAUGAGAAAGGAAGGAAGCUUUUAAGAAGCAAUUGUCUUUAACGAGCGAGAGUGGAAAGGGCCCUUGUUCUUCGUGGUCACCACUGGGUGGGUUUUGCACACUAAGAAACUUCCAGACUCCAUCAUGUCUCAGCCCCAGUUCUGGCCCCAGUGGCUCCAUCCUGCAGCUCUCCUUCGCGUUCAUUUCCCUGGAGGCCAGGCAGCCCCAGCUGCUUUCCUGCCCAGGGGCAGUGGGGGCAGGGUGGCUCCUCCACUGGGAUAGACUCCAGCCCCACCUGAUACAGCCCACAGCACCUGUCCAAGGUCAGGCCCUGCCCAGGGAGCCAGGGGAGAUUCAGGGUGAAUGGCCCAGGGUGUGCAUGGUACUGCCCCUGGCUCUCACUUGCCUUGCUGGCUCCUCGGGCUUUGAGAUGUGGCUCUGCCUCAUUGACGGGCAAGGAAAAAGUCUGGAGAGGCCACAGGCAUCCUCAGCUUGGGGUUCAAGGGUUCAAUUCAGGGGGUUCGUGAGUCCCUGGGUGGUGCAAACGUGAACAGUUAACAAGCUCACUGCUAAAUGAAGGCUUGGUGGUUCGAGUCCACUCAGAGGUGCCUUGGAAGAAGGGCCUGGUGAUCUACUUCUGAAAAAUCAGGCAUUGAAAACCGUAAGAGGCGGAGGUCUACACUGACACACAUGGAGUUGCCAUGCAUUGAAGUCGACAGCAAUUGUUCAACUGGUUUAUGUUCUUGGAUGGGGAAAAAACCCUAUAUUUUCACUACCCCCUAACUGAUAUUUAGCAUUUUCUCCUACUAGGAAUGCAGACGACAAACCAUUGGUACCAGCAGUCUGUGACUUUGUCUCUAUGGAUAUUUUCAAUGACGUUACAAACACAGAUAUUUUCAUGUGACAUUACAUAUUGUAGAUAUCUUGAAAAACCAUUUACACUCACUCAUGUCUCCAGAUUACAGUUACUACGUCAGCCACUAGAUCUCGUAACCUAGCGCAGGUAUUACUAGUAAUAUCAUAAAUUUGUAAUAUUUUCAAAACAGCCUAAUAUUUGAAACAUUUCUUUUGUUAAACCAUACAUUACAUGUUAUGCAUUUAAAAACUUCCUGAGAGGGUGCCCACAGGUUUCACCAGAUGCCCAAAGGGUCCUGAGCACAGAAAGGUCCGGAAGCCCUGAUUUGGCAUGGGGUCAGAGCACAGAAAGGACCAGAAGCCCUGAUGUAGCAUGGGGUUUAGAGCACAGAAAGGUCCAGAAGCCCUGAUUUAGCCUGGGGUUCAGAGCACAGAAAAGUCCAAAAGCCCUGAUUUGGCACAGGGUCUAGAGCACAGAUAGGUCUGGAGGUUCUGAUUUAGCAUGGGGUCAGAGCACAGAAAGGUCCAGAAGCCCUGAUUUGGCACCGGGUCCAGAGUACAGAAAGGUCUGGAGCUCCUGAUUUGGCAUGGGGUCAGAGCACAGAAAGGUCUGGAAGCCCUGAUUCAGCAUGGGGUUCAGAGCACAGAAAGGUCUGGAGGUUCUGAUUUAGCAUGGGUGUAAGGGCACAGGGUUCCGCAGAGAGCUUGAGAGUCCCACCCAGACAGAGUGGCCAUGGUGUCUUUGCUCUGGAGGGAAGCCCUCAGCCCAGGACUCACCCUAGCCCAGCAACCCUCCCCUCUCUGGGUCCUGGUGGGGAAGGAGGAGGUGCACGUAGCCUCAGGCUGUCCCUGAGACUUGGACAGGUAGGUGUGGAGUGGGGAGUCUUCCUUGGUGGUGAUGCUGACCUCUUCCUAGGCCCUUCGGAAUCCUCAAGCUGUCCUGGAAUACAACUCCAGGGGACGCCAGUCAGGCUUCAGUGUGUGUAGCAGCGUAGGUCCCCAGCUCUGGGCCAGGCUGCCUAGCGCCACAUUUACACUGUGUCUUCCUUGUCUGAGGCCCAUCAGAGCUCCCUCAGGACAGACCUGGCGUGGGGACACCAGCAGGCAGGCAAUGGCUAUAGAGAGCUGCUCCCGGGUUUCACUUCAGAUGUUAUCCUCCUUGAAAGGAGGAGGGAGGCCAGCCUCAGGCCCUGGGGUCUGGAGAAGUGCUUGCUAAGUCUGUUUGGAGCCCUUAAUUAUGUGCACAUUUGCAGAUCCACGGAGGCCAGGAUCCUAUUUCCCAGAUCCGGAAACUGAGGUCCAAACAGGAUAUUAGGGCCCACCAGAACCACAGCACUUCCAGGUGGCCAGGGAAGAGCCAGCAGGUAGAAUGUAUACUUCGUCCCCUCUGGCUUCUUUUCUUCUUUUUCGCUCUUACCUGGCCACCAGGACUUCCUCCCAACUCUGUAAAAAACAGAUAUCAAAAGUUUAAACAUAGACAGGCAUAUAAAACAAAAAAUAACACACGUGAGGAACAUGAUUCUUAGUUCCAACAAACAUAUGGGACCAAAUGGGCAGCUUCUGUCCAAAAGCAAGAUGAAAAGGCAGGAAGGGACAGGAACUGGGAACCCCGGGGUAGAAAGGGAGAGCGUGCUGUCACAUUGUGGAGAUUGUAACCAAUGUCACAAAACAAUAUGUGUAUACAUUUUUUAAUGAGAAAUUAAAGCACGAUAAAAUUUAAAAAACAAACCAUAUGAUUUUGAAAGUAAAAAAAAAAGUUUAAACAGGAGGAGGCAGUGGAGAACCUAUUUCACAUCAAGCUCUCUUUACCCACCUAGACACCCGUCCACUGAUGUCAUAGACACCUGUCCACUGAUGUCAUAAACACCCGUCCACUGAUGUCAUAGACGCACCUCCCCUGAUGUCAAAGCGUGCUCCAGCUUUGGGGUAGUCCCCACCAGUGUAGACAUUCCUGUUGCUUUGGCUUUUUGUUCGUGUUUCCCAUUCAUUCUGUACAGAUGUGGCCACGUGCUUCUCACGCUCUUUUACAGCUGAGUCUCAGUGUGUGUGUGCCCAGGUGGCCUUGACAAGGUGCUGCAAUUCCCUGGGCUUCAAUGGCAGGUCUGUAAAAGGGGGACAUUGCAAGUGGCUAUCUCCUUGGGCCCUGUGAGAAGCAACUGAGUCAAGGACACAUGAGAGUCACAGUACACAAAGUCCUAUCGACAGUGCCUGGCACUCAGGAAACACUCCGCGCCUGUGAGCUGUCAUUAUUUUUGUUAUUAUCUUCAUUGUGGGCUUUAUUAUUUGAUUGAGCGUCAUGACCUUUCAUUAUACCAAGAUCCCAUGACUGGCUCAGCCCCGCCUACAUAUAAUCCAGGGGGAUGUUUGCUGUUCUGUUGGUUUGUACGUUAGCAGUUAUAAUUUAAUAUUUGAACACGAGUUACAGUUUGGAGUUCCUGGGUGGUGCAAAUGCUUAAUACACUUGGCUACUAUCCAAAAGGUUGAUUGUUCGAGUCCAUCCAGAAGCACCUUCAAAGAAAGUCCUGUCAGUCUAUUUACGAAAAAGCGCCCACUGAAAAUCCUGUGGAGCACGGUUCUACCUUGACACACAUGAGAUCACCACGAGUCGGAAUCGAUUUGCAGCAACUGGUAAAUUGGUAGUUAUAAUUUAGCUAAAUUAAAUAUUUAAUCUCAUUGCCGUGAACAUCUUUGUACAAGUCAGUUUUUCCGUCUUGUGUCAAUGCUUUGGGCUCUAUCAUAUAUCGAAGUGGUCGUCAGGGUCAAAGUGCAACACGGUUUAAUGGAAAAGACACAGGCUUGGAGGUCAAAGGUCAGGGUCAUUACCAGAUGAGAUACAGGCUCUGGAGCCAAGGAGAUCAAGAUUCAAACCUGUCAUCACCAGGUUUCCAGCUGCCUGACCUUGGGCAAGAUAUUCUGAGAUUAAGCUUCCUCAAAAAAAAAAAAAACAGAUUUACCUGGAAGGAUUGUUGAGAGACUUAAAUAAGAAAA
This is a messenger RNA of Loxodonta africana (African savanna elephant), 10760 nucleotides long. RefSeq names its product kelch like family member 25 (gene KLHL25). The record is from RefSeq and is a predicted model, not a curated record. Gene Ontology annotation, molecular function: protein binding. The transcript has 3 exons. Bases 123 to 1892 code for a protein of 589 amino acids. NCBI's taxonomy places the organism in Eukaryota, Metazoa, Chordata, Mammalia, Proboscidea, Elephantidae.